ACGAACACGACCGGAGCACAUUUUCCCCAAUCACAAAGAGUAAUUUAAAUAAUAAGCAUACAGUGACUUAGUUUAUGAGUUAGACGUGAACUCCAUGAAAUAUUAGCUAAUUUGACAGCACGCUGCGCCCUGCGGAGAAUUUAGCUCGAAUAUCCUUGUGCAGAGUGUACAACUAGCUAGCUACUACACUGGUGCUGGAUACGGAGACUGCUUGGACUUCUUUAAUAAAUUCUGUCUUAAAAUAAUUUCGACCCUCAAAGACCGAAGAACCAUACAGCGGCCUGCAGUCCCAGCCAGCAGAGAUCUGGGGAAAUCAUUAACCAGACGCUGAGAACAGGACACUAGUACAGUACAUUCGCAAUCUGUCCGCAUCGCUGGGGAUCGAAGGUCACGUGUCCACCUGUCGCAUGUCACUGGAAAAGGUUGGCCGUGGAGACCUGGACCGGUGCGACCUUGUGAUGGCUGACUGAACCAUCACAGACCUGCGAAUGCCAAGUGUGCAUCCGAGGGUGGGGCCCGCCUCAGUCUCGCAUGAUUGGCCGCUGGAUGGAAUUGAGGUGAAUGGAACACAUGCCCGAGGAGCAGGACCCUAACCCAUCAGAGGGAGAAGAGAAACGGUGGCUCGAUGGCCCGAAAAGGAAGAGAAAGAACAGCCAAUGUUCGGUGAAGAGCAUGUCCGGGUACAUCCCCAGCUACCUGGAGAAGGAUGAGCCCUGUGUCGUGUGCGGAGACAAGGCCACCGGCUACCACUACCGCUGCAUCACCUGCGAGGGGUGCAAGGGGUUCUUCCGACGCACCAUCCAGAAGAACCUGCACCCCUCCUACUCCUGCAAGUACGAUGGGUGCUGCAUCAUCGACAAGAUCACCCGUAAUCAGUGCCAACUGUGUCGCUUCAAAAAGUGCAUCUCUGUGGGCAUGGCCAUGGACCUGGUGCUGGAUGACUCAAAGCGAGUGGCCAAGCGGCGUCUGAUCGAGGAGAACCGUGAGCGCCGGAAGAAGGAGGAGAUGGUGAAGACCCUGCAGAACCGGCCUGAGCCCACCAACUCCGAGUGGGAGCUGAUCCGCAUGGUGACGGAGGCCCACCGCCACACCAACGCCCAGGGCUCCCACUGGAAACAGAAGCGCAAGUUCCUGCCAGAGGACAUUGGCCAGUCCCCGGUGGCGCCCACCUCAGAUGGGGACAAGGUGGACCUGGAGGCCUUCAGCGAGUUCACCAAGAUCAUCACACCGGCCAUCACCCGCGUUGUCGACUUUGCCAAAAAACUGCCCAUGUUCUCCGAGCUGCCUUGUGAAGACCAGAUCAUCCUCCUGAAAGGCUGCUGCAUGGAGAUCAUGUCCUUGCGGGCAGCCGUGCGCUACGACCCCGAGAGCGAGACGCUCACCCUGAGCGGUGAGAUGGCUGUCAAGCGUGAGCAGCUGAAGAACGGUGGCCUUGGGGUGGUCUCCGACGCCAUCUUCGACCUGGGCAAGAGCCUGGCACAGUUCAACCUGGACGACACCGAGGUGGCGCUUCUACAGGCUGUGCUCCUCAUGAGCUCAGAUCGUUCAGGCCUCACCUGCGUGGAGAAGAUCGAGAAGUGCCAGGAGACGUACCUGCUGGCAUUCGAACACUACAUCAACUACCGCAAGCACAACAUUCCUCACUUCUGGCCCAAGCUGCUGAUGAAGGUGACGGACCUGCGCAUGAUCGGCGCGUGCCACGCCAGCCGCUUCCUGCACAUGAAGGUGGAGUGUCCCACCGAACUCUUCCCCCCGCUCUUCUUGGAGGUCUUCGAAGACCAGGAGGUCUGAAGCAGACCGGGGGGGACAGCAGGAGCGAAUGGGGGAAAACAGGAGGCAGGACGCGCCUCCUCGAACGUUGGACGUCAAAACACACCAGCAGCAGCAGUCUUCACGAAAAGAGAUGUAUCUUUUUUUUCAGCCCCCUUGUCUUUUGAAUCAGCUGGAUGGCCCUUCUGUCUCAGAGUUCGAACUCGGUGCAGUAAUGAGAGAGCGUGUCCUUUUCCGACCUGCGGACGAAAAACACGCUUGCAUGGGUUUUUUGGAACACCUGCCUCCUCAGUUUGACUCUUUUUCCUCACAGCUAUAGUCCAUCUUCACUUUGUCCCCACAUGUGUCCUCACUGCCAUGAGAUGGCGAUACUUGUAGCUCUGCACCUGUUUCACAGGUGGCGCCGGCACGUUCUAAACUGGCCGCGUUCCAGUUUUAAAUCUCAGUGUUAAUGUAUGACAUUAAUGCUGUGAAACAGAGGUCCCCGCAAAAAAAAAAAAACACACGCUUUCACACAAGCCGUUGUUGUAUCAGACCGAGAGGUCCCCACGAAAACACACACAAGCCUUUCUUGUGUCAGGCUGAGAGGUCCCCGCAAAAACACACACGCUUGCACACAAGCCUUUGUUGUAUCAGACCCUGUUGUCUGAAUGAUAACUGAAAGCACUUAACUACGGAAGUUGUUGACUCAGGGGAUGGUGCAGCGAGGCUGGCUAAUUUAGCUAUUUUUCUCCAUUAAAUUAGGCUGUCUUGGUUAUGCAGAACGUCUGCGUACUAUGUUUCAGAGAAGACCUCUAUAAAGCAUUCAGGACAUUUAUGAAUUAGGUCACCCGCAGCCCCUUUUGGCUACGGGAACAGCUGCAUCCCAGUCCUCUGACUGGGCCAGCUGUUGAUGA
This is a messenger RNA of Conger conger (European conger), 2666 nucleotides long. RefSeq names its product thyroid hormone receptor alpha. NCBI's taxonomy places the organism in Eukaryota, Metazoa, Chordata, Actinopteri, Anguilliformes, Congridae. The record is from RefSeq and is a predicted model, not a curated record. The coding region runs from base 562 to 1791 and encodes 409 amino acids. Gene Ontology annotation, biological process: cell differentiation; thyroid hormone receptor signaling pathway; retinoic acid receptor signaling pathway. The transcript has 10 exons. Gene Ontology annotation, molecular function: zinc ion binding; nuclear receptor activity; RNA polymerase II cis-regulatory region sequence-specific DNA binding.